AUGUCGGAUUUGUUGCGCCGCCAAAGCAGCUCUUCUAGUACCACAUUCACAACGUCAAGAGCCAACUCUUCAUCCUACGUUUCGUCCAAGAGCAGCGAUCCAAUGCAGAGACCUCAUCAUGUCAGCUUCUCUUCCUUUUUGCUCUGGCUCAAGGAGCAUCCCGCCUCUUCCAAGGUCGGUUCUGAAAAUCUGGCCCGGUUCCUCUUGGUCAAGAGCGUUUCACUUAUCGCCGCCUGCCUCGGUUGUGUCUAUGGUCUCGUCUUUGACCGACAGCCCUCCAUCUCCGCCUGCUCCUUGCUCCUGUUUUUCUUGCCGGCAGUCCAAGGGUUUACUGGUGCGACUCGUCUCUGUGGUCUCAUCCUCUCGUUUGCCCUCGCGUCAGUCUUUCUCAACCUUCAGACCCGAUCAAUGCCCUUGGUCGGCCCCAGUCUUGAGACGACACUCCUCUUUGGCCUGCCUAUGGUGACAGGAAUGCUUGUCGGUCGCAAGGUCGGUUUGGCUACUUGCAUUGCCGUUAUCUGUUACUCUAUCGAGGAGUACCGCUCCAAGACCCUGAAUACCAACCUUUCGGAGGACGAGGCUUCCCGUAUUUGGGCUGGCUUUGGUGCCUACUGGAUCUCUCUCCUGUUUAUGGGUGCCUUGACAUGCCUCUAUCAGUGGUGUGUCGAGGUUUGUGUGCGAGAUGCCAACCUUUUCAAGGACAUUGCAGUUGCCAAUGCAAAGUCCAAGGACGGUGUCGUCUCAUCGGUAUCGCACGAAUUGAGGACUCCCCUCGCUGCUUUGAUUGGCUGGACUGAGCUCUUAAUGAGCGACCAGACCCUCAGCUCAGGCGCGCAGUCAACCGUCUCGAUGUUGCACUCCUCGACCCUCUCGCUCCUGACCAUCCUCAACGCCUUGCUGGAUGUCUCCAAGGUCUCUGCUGCAAAGAUGACCAACUGUAGCCAAAACUUCAACCUGCACGAUCUCGUUCUCGACACAGCCAGGAUGAUGACUGGCCUGUCUGGCACCCGCACCGUCGAGCUCUUGGUUGAUUUCAGCGCACAAGUGCCUGAGCUUGUCCGUGCCGACCCUGGAAUCAUCAAGCAAGUCCUUGGCAACCUCAUUUCCAACGCCAUCAAGUUCACCAAUGUCGGUUAUGUCAAUGUCGGAGUUUCCCUCAAGGACGAGGACGACGACACGGUAACGGUGGAGUUUGUAGUUCAGGACACCGGCAAGGGAAUCGCAGACGAACAAAAGGAUAAACUUUUCUGCGAGUUCAGUCAGGUCGAGGGCGGCAACUGCAAGAACCACGAGGCAGGAACUGGUCUUGGCCUCUUUUUGGUCAAGAGCCUAGUCGAGGUCAUGAACGGCACUGUCUUUGUCGACAGCAAGCUCGGCGUCGGAUCGACCUUUGGAUUCGAGAUCAAGAUGGAGAAGCAGUAUCUGGCCUUCAGAACUCCUGGUUACGACCAUGUCGUGACCGUCUCCUCCGCCUUUCCUGCCGGCCAGGACAUGAACCUCUUCUCGCCCAUAAUUCCCGUCACUCCUGGUCUUGCCCGGAGCACCACCCCCAUGGCCAAUUGCCGCGUAACUCCCGCUUCGACUCCCUCUGCUGCCCAGAGCGAGGCCAGGGAUUACUUUGCUCUCCAGCCUGCCGAGGUCACUCGAGCCAACGCCAACAACAUUACCCUCCGUACUCGCGACAACAACUUUCUCUCCAACCGACAGUACUACCUCCACUCUCAGUGCGGCUUCUUUGAAGAGUUCUUGUGGAGCACAUCGACCGAACGCUGGAAGGCCCAGGCCGUCCGCAAGCUGUCCUUCAACGAGUGCACCCAGGGCUGGCAGACGGAUUUUAAUCAGGAGGACAGCAUGACUCUGUUUGGCGAUGUCUUUUUGAUCGAUCUCAGCCCAACGACCAAUCGAGAGACCACCGCUGUGUUGACCGACCAGGAUCAUGCGCGCCUCUUUUUAGCCAAGCUUUCGCAGCUGCUCGUGGACCGUGCCAAGGGACGUAUAGGUACCGCCCGCCAGGCCUCGAUUGUCUUGUUCUAUCCCUUCGGUCACCCACCUUCACUUGCGCAGGAGCCAUUGUUAUCCUUGGGACAGUACUACCAGAUUUCUCUUUGCCGCAAGCCCGUCACGGAGAGAGCUUUGGGAGCUAUUAUCAAGAAGCAGGUUGUGACCCUCCAGGCUGCCGUCGCAGAGUGCGUUCAGACCCCUAAGACUCCUGCUUGCCCGUUUUCUCUCUCCGGCAACGACUCAAUUUGCCGUCACCUUGUCUCAGAGACGAUCGAUAGCUCGAUCUCUCAGUCAUCGUCGUCUGACGAGGGAUCGUCGGUGACUCGCCAGUCUGCAGGCAUCUCUGCCACAACGGGAGCUCUUCAAAAGGAUAAGCCUGCUCGCGAGGCGUCUUUGACCUCUAAGACUCCUUUCUCCACUGCCACUCAGGCCUCGCACGUCCGAUUUGCCAAGAGGAACGGCUCUGUUCCUCGUCUUGCCUUGAGUAGUGACGGCGUGGCCCCACCGGCGUCGUCAUCCUCCCCCUCGCCUUCGAUCGACAAAGCGCAGGCCAAGAAGGGCUUGUUCAAACGCCCUCUGAACAGUGCUCAGCAGACUCGACCCAGUUUGGCCUCCCAACAGAGCAUUCAGGGCUUGAAUGCAGCUGGCAAGCGCGUCUUGAUUGUAGACGACAACUCGUUCAACCGCAACCUUCUCUUUCACCAAUUGACCAAGCUGGGUGUCUCCAAGAUUGACCAGGCUGGCUCUGGUCAAGAAGCUGUUGACAUCUUCAUCCCUGGCACUCACGCGUUGGUGUUGAUGGACCUUAAGAUGCCGACCAUGGGUGGUUUUGAGGCAACGUCUUUGAUCCGCAAGAAGGAGGUGGCUCACUGGAGCCCUAUCGCUAUCCAGCGACCGACCAAGAAUUGGACAGAUGCCUCUAAGCCCGAAACGGACCCUUGGUCGCCUGAGCGAUUUGUCGCCGCUCCAGAGAUUUCGGAGCGACGCAGCAACGGCAGCGGCAGCGGCGAAGGCGAAAAGAGGAGCGCUGACAGGAAGGCUCAGUCUGAAGUGAGCAAGUCGGCGACCGUCAUUGCUGUUACCGCCGACUGGACGGCUGAGAUUGGCGAGGACCGUGAGAAGGCAGUGACCGGCGGCUUUGACGAUGUUAUGGUUAAACCCAUCUCGCUACCUUCUCUUUCGGUCCUUUUGGAGCGCUACAUGGAUUACCGCAACUAA
Molecule: messenger RNA, 3219 nt
Organism: Linnemannia hyalina
Lineage: Eukaryota; Fungi; Mortierellomycota; Mortierellomycetes; Mortierellales; Mortierellaceae
Source: the annotation of a GenBank genome assembly